Messenger RNA from Sinocyclocheilus grahami, 2124 nucleotides. RefSeq names its product collagen, type VIII, alpha 1a (gene col8a1a). Bases 1 to 2124 code for a protein of 707 amino acids. Gene Ontology annotation, molecular function: protein binding; extracellular matrix structural constituent conferring tensile strength. Gene Ontology annotation, biological process: extracellular matrix organization. The transcript has 2 exons. The record is from RefSeq and is a predicted model, not a curated record. Lineage: Eukaryota; Metazoa; Chordata; Actinopteri; Cypriniformes; Cyprinidae.
AUGGCCAUGGCUUCUUUCCUAGUAGCUUUGGUGCAUUUGGCUCUAUUGCCAUCAGCGUUUGAAGGUGCAUAUUAUGGACACAAACCACAUCCUCAACAACAUCAACCCUUACCACAGAUGCCUCAUAUGGGCAUGGGAAAGGAUAUGUCACACAUGCCAUAUCCACACUACAAAAAAGACCUACCAAUGCACCUAAACAAAGGCAAAGAUAUCAAAGGUGAAACCAUUCCCAGAGGUGAGCAGGGUGUUCAAGGAGAGACUGGACCGCAAGGGCCCCCUGGUCCACCUGGGCCUCAAGGUAUUGGUAUACAAGGCCCUCUUGGAAAGCCAGGACCUCCUGGUCCUCCAGGAUUUCCGGGAGUUGGUAAGCCAGGAAUGCCAGGUAUGCCCGGGAAGCAAGGAGGUAUUGGGCAGCCUGGACAGCAAGGUGAACAGGGACCCAGAGGUGAAGAGGGACAACCAGGCGUGACUGGGCCACCCGGCCCUCCUGGACCCCCCGGCCUGCCAGGAAUAGGAAAGCCUGGUGGACAAGGAUUACCAGGACAGCCAGGGGCAAAGGGAGAGCCAGGACAUAAAGGUUUUCCUGGUCUCCGAGGGUUACCUGGACCUAAAGGAGACAGAGGAAUUGGACAACCAGGCCCACAAGGGCCAAAAGGGCCGAUUGGGCCACUUGGCCCCCCAGGGCAGGCAGGAUUACCGGGGGUCAGUAAGCCUGGCCUUCCUGGUGUAGCAGGUCCACCUGGUAUGCCAGGAAAACCCGGAGAGCCUGGGGAGCCAGGUCCAGAGGGUUCACCUGGUGGACAAGGCCUACAAGGACCACAAGGAGCCCCUGGUAUUGGAGUUCCAGGAGAAAAAGGAUUACCAGGACAGCCAGGUGCACCUGGCCACAAAGGAUUACAAGGACCACCAGGGUUGCCUGGGAAACCUGGAUUACCUGGAAUUGGCAAACCUGGAUACCCUGGCCCAAAGGGUGACAAAGGGAUGGGAGGGCUUCCUGGUCCUCAAGGACCAAAAGGAGACAAAGGUUACGCUGGUCAACCAGGCAUGACGGGUCCCCCUGGUCAAACUGGUCCUCCGGGCCCUCCAGGAACAUUGGGGGCACCAGGAGGAAUUGGUUCCCCAGGACUUAAAGGAGAGGGAGGGGCAGAAGGAGCCAAGGGAGAUCCUGGACCUAUGGGACAGCUAGGUCCUCCAGGAUUUCCUGGUCAACCAGGCCUCCAAGGUGAAGAUGGAGAACCUGGGCCAAGAGGACAACCAGGACCCAUAGGUCCCAAAGGUGAAGGAGGAAGCAGAGGUCUGCCUGGUCCCCCAGGUUCAUCUGGCUUACCUGGUCUUAAAGGAGAACCUGGUCAGACUGGCCCUGAAGGACCACAGGGUCCUAAAGGUAUUCCAGGACUUGCAGGUCCAGGAGGACCAAUUGGUUCUCCUGGACCCUCCGGGCCAAAGGGAGAAGCUGGUCCACCAGGUCAAGCUGGUCCGCCUGGUGAAGGCAUUGCUGGAAUCCCUGGUCGUGUUGGUCCAGCAGGUCCACCUGGCCCAAAUGGAUCCCCAGGUCAGCCAGGACUCCCAGGUCCAGCGGGGCCUCCUGGACCCCCAGGCCCCCCUCCUUCUCCUGACCUGAUGAGUGUUCUUCCUGAGAUGGGCCCUGCCAUAGAUGGUAUAAAAACUGGUGGGUACAAGAAAGGGAAGUAUGCAGGUGGGGGUAAUAUGAUGGGUGCCAAUGGUCUGGAGAUGCCUGCUUUCACUGCCAAAUUGACCACACCAUUCCCUCCAGUUGGCACGCCAAUAGUGCUUGACAAAUUACUGUAUAAUGGGCGUCAGAAUUACAACCCUCAGACCGGUGUGUUCACCUGUGACCUCCCAGGCAUAUACUAUUUUGCCUAUCAUGUGCACUGCAAGGGUGCCAAUGUAUGGGUUGGGCUCUACAGGAAUGGGGAGCCACUUAUGUAUACAUAUGAUGAGUACAAGAAGGGAUACCUGGAUCAAGCAUCUGGGAGUGCUGUGAUUCCAUUACAACCAGGAGACACAGUUUAUUUACAGUUACCAUCUGACCAGGCAGCUGGAUUUUAUGCAGGACAGUAUGUCCACUCUUCCUUCUCUGGCUUUUUACUGUACCCAAUGUAG